This is a messenger RNA of Psilocybe cubensis, 222 nucleotides long. RefSeq lists its product as uncharacterized. The transcript is spliced from 2 exons. The coding region runs from base 1 to 222 and encodes 73 amino acids. The record is from RefSeq and is a predicted model, not a curated record. Lineage: Eukaryota; Fungi; Basidiomycota; Agaricomycetes; Agaricales; Agrocybaceae.
AUGGGCAAAAAAGUCGCUCAAGAAGUUUCCACCAUCCACAAGAAGACUUGUAGCACCUCCGAAAAGCAAGAUGCCGAUGUCGCUGCUACUGGGCUGACCGCGCUCAUCAUCGCCCCUGUAGAAGAUGUCGCCGCCUACGCAUUAAAUGUUCACCUCAACAAGGAAACACUAGCCGCAAUCACAACAGGCUACUGGACACUAGCAGAAGCCGCGGUAAUGUAG